ACAAAAAUUUGUAUUCCUUUACUCAUAACCAAUUUGUCUUCUAACAGCAUCGGCAGUGAAUAACACUUGGCCUUGUACCAAUGGCGAAAGCAUACCGUUAAAUAAACUAUGCGAUGGUAACGUCGAUUGCAGAAAUGGACACGAUGAGAGUGUAAUGGCGUGCGUGAAGAAACUCUGUAAGAAUGAACACUAUCGUUGUGCCUAUGGAGCUUGCAUACGCGCCGAACUGAAAUGUAACAAGCAAGCCGAUUGUCACGAUCGCUCCGAUGAAACGGAGCUUCUGUGUGGCUCUGAUGAUGAGGUAUGGGCCCAAAUACAAGGAAGUUGCACCGAUGAAGAAUAUCAAUGUAGUUCGGGCGAAUGUAUUGAUGUAUUUGCCAUGUGCGAUGGCAGGCCGGAUUGCAGUGAUGCAUCUGACGAAACGGUAAGCGCAUGCGCACACAUUAUAUGCCCAGACUAUUCGUUUCGUUGCGGCUAUGGCGCAUGCAUAAGUGUCGAAGAAGUGUGCAACAAAAUUUGGGAUUGCGCAGAUGGUUCCGAUGAACUGUGUUCGGUGGAUGCAAAGCAGUACGAACUAGCAAAAGAUAAAGACGCAGAAACAACAACCAACUCGCAAACUUGUAGAAUACCUUUUGAGAAAUCGCAUUUGGAAGUAAGGCACGGUAACACGAAGAAAUUGCUGUCUUACUUUGAUAAAAUUUUGAAAAAUGAAACUGUAGAGUUCCGUUGCUCCACGGGCUUUGAAUUGAUUGGCGUGGACAGUUUGAAGUGUGUGAAUAAUAAUUGGUAUCGCCAGUGGCCCGAAUGUAAGGUUUCUGCUUCUUACAAGUUAAUGAGAAGCGCUUUCUCGGUAUGCUAUGAAAAUAGCGCACAUUGUGAUAACGGUGACUGCAUAGACCAAUCGGAUCUUUGUAACGGCCUAAAGGAUUGCACAGAUGGCUCCGAUGAGACACCGGCGCGUUGCUUCGGUCGCAAUUGUACCGAUAGCGAAUUUCAAUGCAAAUAUGGUGCGUGCAUUCCCAUAAAAUCCAUUUGUGAUAAACGCCAGCAUUGUGCGGACGGUUCAGAUGAAACGCGCCUGCUGUGCACUAAAGACGAAGAUGACUACUAUAGCAUACUGCAAGGCGGAUGCGACUAUGAAGACGAAGAACUCGCUGAAUGUCUUUCAGGAGAAUGCAUUCCACAAGCACAACUCUGCGAUGGUAUACCACACUGUAGCGAUCGCUCAGAUGAGACUUUACAAAUGUGCGCUCAUAUAAAAUGUCCCAAUACAGAUUUUAGCUGCGCUUACGGUGCUUGUAUACCGAGCAGUGCACAAUGCAAUGGUCGUGUAGACUGCGCCGAUGGUUCUGAUGAAAUGGCCGAAAUAUGUAGAUAUGUGGAAGCCGAGAGAGCGAAGCACGAGGAGGAAACCAAUUUUGAUGACAGCUAUGAGGCGAAUAUUGAUAAAAUAGAAGCAAUUGAAGAAGAUCGUGCUGUUCAGGCGAAGGAGGAGGCGAAGCAUGAUGAUACCGCUGACUCCGCAGAUAUUGACAAAAUUAGGAAAACAGCUCAAGAGAUUCUUUCGCCGACCAUUCUUACGGGUGUCGUAUACCGUCGUUGUACAAUACCAGUCGAUCGUGUGGCGCUGCGUGCCAUUCUUGCAGCGGAAAAUGCGACUUUGAAAGUGGGCAGUCAAGUGAAUAUCGGCGCUAUUGUUACUUUUAGUUGUGAUUACGCAUGGCAGUUGGUCGGCGGAGAAUCUGAGCUCUUGUGCUUGCCAGUUGGCGAGUGGUCUACAAUUGUGCCGAGAUGUGAAAAACGUUGCCCACCACAAUGGAGCGGAAUUUCAACUACUAUCAAAUGCACUUAUCACGAUGACACGGUGGAUUGUGGCACUUACCACAAGCCGGGCACUAAAGCAGUUUUACAAUGUGCUCAAGGUUAUGGCCCAAUCCUGCAGCGCGCAGAGCUUCGUUGUGGUGACGAUGGCGAAUGGGACGCACCCAAAUUUAAGUGUCAGCCGCAGUGUGCGAUAGCGUCAUCAGAAUCUGUAGAGCCUAAAAAGGAGAUGUCCGUUGACAUUUAUAAGUUAAGGGCAAAUGAAGGAAGGGCACAGUAUCUACGCUUCCAUUGGGCAUGUAAAGGAACCAUAAUAUCACCAAAACUAGUACUGACAUCUGCUUUAUGCUUUAGCUACAAUGACUUGCCAGGUAUUGCAGCCAACGAUCCAACUAUCUAUAGCAUUUUAACAGGCAGCACGGAAAUCGGGUCUUUUGGGCAAUAUGAGAAACGGCCCAACAGCCAUAACGUGUCGGAAAUUAUUUUAGCUAAUGGGUUUGAUGCUUCCGAUUUAGAACCCCCAGCAAUUGCUGUGCUAGUCGACUACUUCGUUAUCUUCCCCGCAGUGGUGAUGCCUAUUUGUAUGCAAUUUAAACGUUCCUGCUUGGAUAAAACAAAUAAGCAAUUCCCCGUCGACAGUUCGUCCGACAUGAAAGGUGUCGCAUUCUCAUCGGAUGGCUGUUUGGUCGUCAUCGGCCACAGCGAAUUGAUAUAUAUGGACAAGUAUCAACAGUGGCUCGAAAUACAAGUUUUUAGAUACAAAUAUUUGCUAUAGGUGGUCUUAAUUUGUAUGCAAUAAACGUCAAUAAAAAAUUUUACUUUUAAAGGUCAUUUUGAAAGGUCUGAUUGAAGGGAAAUUACCUUAACCUCAAAACCGACAAU
Molecule: messenger RNA, 2703 nt
Organism: Rhagoletis pomonella (apple maggot)
Lineage: Eukaryota; Metazoa; Arthropoda; Insecta; Diptera; Tephritidae
Product: modular serine protease-like
Exons: 7
Coding region: 155-2596 (813 amino acids)
Molecular function (GO): protein binding
Source: RefSeq, a predicted model, not a curated record